AUGGCUGGUGAUGUAGAAGCAGCAGUAGGAAGAGGUAAAACAAAAAACAGCUUAUUAAGAAAACAACUUGCUGUUGCUGUAAGAAGUGUUCAAUGGAGCUAUGCAAUCUUCUGGUCGUCUUCAUCUACUCAAUCUGGGGUUUUGGAGUGGGGAGAAGGAUGUUACAAUGGAGAUUUAAAGAAGAGGAAGAAGAGACACGAAGCUCACUAUAAAUAUGGGCUGCAGAGAAGCAAGCAACUUAGAAAACUUUAUCUGUGCAUGCUUGAAGGAGAUAGUAGUAGUACUAUUAGAACUACUACUCAUGAUGUUGAUGAUCAUAGUGAUGAUGAUGAUCAUAAUUGUAACAGUACAAAUAUGAUGCUGUCACCAGAUGACCUCUCUGAUGAAGAGUGGUACUAUUUAGUGUCUAUGUCCUAUGUCUUCUCUCCUUCUCAGUGUUUGCCAGGAAGAGCUUUGGCGAUGGGUGAGACCAUAUGGCUUUGCAAUGCUCAAUACGCGGAAAACAAACAUUUCACUCGUUCGUUAUUAGCAAGAACUGUUGUGUGUUUCCCUUACUUGGGCGGUGUGAUUGAGCUGGGCGUCACAGAACUGAUUUCAGAAGAUGAUAGUCUGCUUCAACACAUCAAAUCUUGCUUGUUGGAGACUUCCAAACCCGACUGCUCUUUAAACAACUUCUCAGCCCACCAAGACAACGAUGACGAUAAGAAUCAAAUGAAAAUGAAGACCACUGAUGGAAAUUCGGCACUCCAAGAGAAUCAUCAGAUUCAAUUUGGUAUUUCUGAUCUUAAGUCAGAUGAAGACUUGCAUUACAAAAGAACUGUCACAAGAGUACUCAAAUACGAUGCGGAUUUAUCGAAAAGGAACGAUAAGAACACUCAUCAUCGUCAGUCGGAUCUUGUCUCUUCUAAAUCUGGCUCAAGUUUCUUGCGGUGGAAGCGACGUGACCAGUCGAACUCAAAUCUUCUUCAAAAACACAGCAGUUUUAGGCCGUCUUCACAGAAUGUGCUGCGGAAGAUAUUGCACGAUGUGCCUUUGAUGCACUCUGAAGACACCAAGAGUAUGUUCCCAAGUAAGAGACUUGGUCUGAAUCAAGAUGAACCUUCGGAUAGAAGAAAGGAGGACGAAAAGUUCAGUGUCCUUAGAGCUAUGGUUCCCACUGUCAACGAGGUUGAUAAAGAAUCGAUACUAAACAAUACAAUCAAGUACUUGAAAGAGCUGGAGGAAAGAGUAGAGGAGCUAGAAUCUUGUAUGGGAUCAGUUAAUUUCGUAGAGAGGCAAAGAAAGACGACAAAGAGCCUUAACGACUCUGUGUUGAUCGAAGAGACAUCAGGGAAUUACGAUGUCAGCACGAAGGUCGAUGGAAACGCAGGAGAAACCGAACAAAUCACUGUGUUCAGAGAUGAGACACAUUUGAGAGUGAAACUCAAAGAAACAGACGUUGUGAUCGAAGUAAGAUGUUCGUACAGAGACUACAUAGUUGCAGACAUCAUGGAAACUCUGAGCAAUCUUCACAUGGAUGCUUUCUCUGUUAGAUCUCAUACAGCUAACGGGUUCCUCACACUGAAUCUCAAGGCAAAGUUCCGUGGGGAUGCAGUUGCGUCAGUAGGAAUGAUUAAGCGAGAGCUGAGGAGAGUCAUUGGGGAGAGUGUGAGAACUACUUAG
This is a messenger RNA of Microthlaspi erraticum, 1662 nucleotides long. The record is from the annotation of a GenBank genome assembly. NCBI's taxonomy places the organism in Eukaryota, Viridiplantae, Streptophyta, Magnoliopsida, Brassicales, Brassicaceae.